Cotesia glomerata is the source of this 1958-nucleotide messenger RNA. Its product is annotated as poly [ADP-ribose] polymerase-like. The record is from RefSeq and is a predicted model, not a curated record. The transcript is spliced from 3 exons. The coding region runs from base 464 to 1852 and encodes 462 amino acids. Gene Ontology annotation, molecular function: NAD+ poly-ADP-ribosyltransferase activity. Lineage: Eukaryota; Metazoa; Arthropoda; Insecta; Hymenoptera; Braconidae.
AUAUAUUGGGGCUUUUACCUUACAUAGAAAGUGUUAAGUGUUCAAUGUUUUUGUUUACAUUUGCACGUGAGUCUGUGAAAAGUUUAAUAAUUUUCAACAAUUAUUAUUUAUUACACUGAUUUUAAUUUUGACUUCACCAAAGGAUUUUUAUACUAAAGAGACCGACGAGAGUUAAAAUAAUCGAUCUCGUUCUAAUAAAAUAAUUUUGACGUACGGGUGAACUUGUUCUUGAUAUCUUCGAUUUUGCUUUAUUUCUAAUAGUCAAUUUGAAGUGAAUCGAUUUCUUCACUUAAUUUUUAUAUAUUAAUAAUGGAUGAGUUUAUAUUUAUUAAAUAUUUUAUGGCUAAGUAAAAACAUUAAGCAACAAUGAGCCAUGUGAAGUUUAAAAAGUGUGUUUGGUUUAUUAGAUGACUGAUGAAAGGAAUAAAUUUUAUGGAAUUCUUAAUAGGUAGAAACAAGAAACAUGUCUUCUCUAAAAGUGAACAAUGAAAAUAUCUGGCAAUUAUCUGACAACAUAGAUCAACAGCACUUGAGACUUUUAAUCGCCAAUUGUGCAGUUUUUCAGGAACAAAAAUUUAUAUACACAGAUCACAGAAGAAAUUUUUCCGUAACAUUUAUAAAGUCCAGCGUUCAGUGCAAAAAGCUAUUUUAUCAUUAUUACAGAGUGCAAAUACUAGAGCCUGGUUUCAGAGGAAGAGAAGUUAAAAAAUAUGACGUGGAAGAAAGUUGGGGAACUUUUGAAUCUUCAGAUCACAGAAGACAUUCGGAAAAGUAUGAUCGCGACACUGCUGUUAGUGUAUUUCAGCUUUACACCUCAGAAUUUUACGUAAAUGAUAAAUUUUCCAUGAUUAUCAGUGUGGUUGAAAAAAAAAUUUUGCUUGAUUUCGCGUUGAAAAAUUUGUUAAAAGAUAUAAUUAAUUACAACUUUAUAAUAAAAGUAAUUAAAGAGCAUGAGUUGGUUAUGAAGAACAUCAAAGAAGCUUUCUUGAGGAUUCGUGCUAGAACUCACAAAGGCAGUCAACCAGUGGUGCUGGCUGAUGAGAAGCUAGCCAAGAUAAUGACUGAUGAAGACCCUGCAUUAGUGACCAAGAUAAUUAAAACAAUAUUAGAUGGAAUAGAUGAGUUCUAUUCGACUACAAACUCUGAGAUUAUAAAUGAAGCUGCCAAUUUCUGGAAUGCUUUUUAUAAAAAAUUGGGAGCCAAAAUAGAAGUUCUUGACCUAAGUACUGAUUUCAUAAAAAUAGUUCAAAAGUAUGUUAAAAACACUCACUCUCCACGCCACGGGAAUUAUGUUCUGCAUGUGUUGAAUGUUUUCAACAUCCACAGAUCCGACGACAUAGGACUGUUCAUGGAUCAAAUUGGCAACAAAAAAUUACUUUGGCAUGGAACGAAGACAGAAAACAUCGCAUCUAUAUUAUCUGAAGGUUUCAAAGUUCCGCAUAAACCUAGUCAUGGUAGAAUGUUCGGCCACGGAAUUUACUUCAGCAAUUCAGUGUCAAAAGCAGCCAAUUAUUGUGGCUGCAACAGGGAAAAUUCUGAAGGUUAUUUGCUGCUGUGUGAAGUCGCUCUGGGUAACACGAUGGAAUUGUAUGAAGCUGAGACAGAUACGUGGAUGCUACCUUUGGGAAUACAUUCGAUUGUUGGCAAAGGACUCUUUUCACCCUACUCAAACGAUAAGGCCAUUGUUUAUCAAGAUGUUGAAGUUCCUUAUGGGGAAAUAGUUAAGAAUGUCUUUUCUCCUAACACUACUCUGCUUCACGAUGAAUUUAUUGUUUUUAAUACCUCGCAAAUUCGCAUUCGACAUCUUGUAGCUGUGAAAUUUUAUUUUAAAAAAUUGAAGAAAGCUGAUUGAUGUACAAAGCUUAUUAUUGAGUGACGAAAGUUUUAAGAUUGAAAUAAUUUAAGUAUUUUUUUAAAUUACCAACUUUUAUUAAAUAUCGUUCAACUAGUUUUAAUUA